CUUUAACGCUUUAUUAUUGCAUGUUGAUAUACCAUUAGCCCGACCCCUCCCUAUUCAUGAUAAGCUUGCCCAGUUUAGAAACAUCCCUAGCUUUCUAUUGGUUGAGCCAUGGCGUGUUUGAAUACAAAUAAAUGCGAUUGGCUCACAAUGUGUGAGACGAAUAACGAUAACCAAUCAGCUGGAUUUGCGCUUACAAUUACUUGUUAAUUUAAACGUGCUUUGUUUGUUUUAACAAUUCGAUACAUUUUUUACGCGAUAGCUCCAGUCUGCAGAUCAACAUCAGCCUAAUACAAACGAUACACAAAAGUCCAUUUGACUUUGUAUAGGCUUGAAUAUUUUAGGCCUACUAAUAAUAUACAAAUAAUAGGCUAAUCCCCUUCACUCGCUUCUUUAUAGAUUUAAUUAUAAAAUACUUUAAUUAAACAGUGCUUUUCCGGUUCAUAACUAUUAACAUUUAAUAACAAAACUGAUUAAAACAAUAAAAACAAAAAAAAUCACACGUUUAACGUUACUAAACACUAUUUGAAGGGAUUUAUGGAGAAUAAACUGAACCCCUCCUGUCCUCGCACCACCCCUGCAUCUUCCCCGUUGGUCCAGGCUGGAUCAUUGCGCUGCAGCAUCAGCGGAUGAUCUCGAGUCAAGGCCGGGCCGAUGCGCCCCUCCACCAGCCGCAUGUUCGCGCACACCGGUAUCACAAAGCCGUUAAGGAACGCACCGGGAGAAUGCACGGGAUAUCAACUUCAUUUUUGGCAUAGCCACCGAUCAAAAACGGAUUACCUUACCAAAGCUUUCGUUUGAAACUGGCUGAAAUCACUGCAAGCUAGCAGCAACAUCACUUGGCAACACAGGGAGACGUGCUCUUCAGCUGACCACCACGUACAUUUCUGUGUUUGCUGGAUGACACAUCCCAAAGCUUACGGAUGUUGAUAUUUGAUUUGAAGUAGGGGAAUACAUGAACGCAUUUGCCGCUUUAUGGGAAAACUGGUUAUAAUGGUCAACCCCGUGGAGCUCAUGUUUUGCAGUCAGCACAAUCAAGGUGACGGCAGCUAGCCCGUUAGCUCACGAGCUAUUUGGGUAAUGUAAUAGGAAAAUAGACGCUUUGAAUGAUAUUUUGAAAUAUCUUCAGUGGAAAGACGAAAACAGAAAGAACACGUGGAGUGUGUGAUUUUUUUUUUUCGUUUGCACGGUGCCCUUCCUUAUUAAGCAGCAGCGCUCCGUUAUAGAUUAUGUAUCUGGUAUAAAUCUGAUAUAUAUAUAUGAGAAUUAGGUAAUAAUUAUUAUCAAACUCCCAUGUAUUUUUAUUGUUCAUCCAAAAAUCCUAGUGUUAACUCAACAAAACACGUGUAGGAUGAAAUAUCGAUGCUGGCAUUGCACUGUAGGCUACAUUUUGAUAGAGACUUUUGUGCUUGUAUCUGCCAAGCCAUAUUGUUGUAUCACCACCGAUAUUUAUUUUAAACACUAGCUUUAACACAGGUGACUCGGUCAGGUUGAAAACUUCUCGUAUCAGAUAUCUGCACACACAGAGCGCUGGUAGCUUAAGAGCAGUGUGUAUGCAAACGCUUUGGACGGACUGAUGAUUCACUCUCUACGGGAAUAUGAGGAAGUUACCCUGAAUCGAUGCACAGGGGCUACCGCGAGCAAAUCCCACAAGUUCAUUCAAAACCUGACGAUUCCCGAUGGUGAAAUCACCCAGCGGAUGUUUGAUGAGCAGCAAACGAAAGCCGACGACCGUCGGGUCGCCCCUGAAGUCGAGCUGACAGAAGCUGGUGGGGUUUGUUUGAAAGGCUAAGCAGGGUGUGACCGCACUUCGUUUAAAUGUUACAUGCAACUCUGUAUAUAUUAGCGAAGCUCACUAUGAACGCAGGCUGCAGUUUCUUCGUCAACCCGUGUGGAUGACACCGCAAGCAGCGGGAUACGAACACACCGUCGCCGAGGCUAAAUUAGAUUUUUAAUUCAACGAGAAUAGGUUAGUUGGUCAUGUAGCCGGCUGCACAUGGCCGACUGAUGUCUACGGUGUCGAAUCUUUUUUUAGUCGGUGUUGUACGUGCACGUGUAGAUGUAUAGUGUAGUUAUUUUGGCGUCGUCGUCGUGACUGUUUCAGGUUGCUAUGGCAUUUUUAAACGGACCCCGACUGCUGGACUGGGCGAACUCUCCUCCACAUUUACAAUUCAACAAAUACGUCCUGACUGGCUAUAGACCCAUCUCCUCUGUCCAGGAGUGUGUUAGAAGUCUCUUCUAUCUUCACAAUGAGCUGGGCAACAUCUACACACAUGGAAUCCCACUGCUCUGCUUCCUGGUGCUGCUCCCACUUAACAUCCCCUGGUCUCAGAUCAGUGUGACGUGGCUCGGCGUGGUGCACUUCCUGGCCUGUUUGUCCCCACAGCUGGGAUCAGUGGUCUACCAUCUCUUCAUGAACCAUGAGGGCGGCGAGCCCGUCUACAAAACUCUGCUCACGCUCGAUAUGUGUGGAAUCUGCAUGAUCAACACACUAGGAGCUCUGCCUAUCGUGUACAUCACUCUCCUUUGCUAUCCCUUCACCCGCACAGCUGCUCUGCUGGUCUACAUCCUGCUAUCCAGUUACGCCAUCUACUGUGCCAUCACAGCACGCAGCAGAGUGCGACGGCUGCGUUCCUUCGCCUGGCAAGCACUUUUCCGCUUCUCGUUUUUCCUACUGCGAUGGGCGGGUGUCGGCGGAGGGAGUCCCACCUCGUUGCGUCACUUUGUAACCAUGGAUGCACUGGCGGUGUUGGGCGGGGUCAUCAAUAUCACUCGAAUUCCCGAGCGUUUCCGCCCGGGCCUCUUUGACUACUGGUGCAACAGCCAUCAGAUCAUGCAUGUGCUGGUGGUGGUCUCCAUAAUGUACCUACACUUUGGGGUGCUGGACGAUCUACUGUGGAUCAACAGCCAUGACUGUCCCUCAUACUGAAGUCUGGAUUUGUGGGUAACGGGGCGCGAGGACCUCUUUUAGUAAUGUUUGGAAUGCGACGUAAUCGGGCUCAGAAUAGUCGGGUGGGGGGUGUCUGUUGUGCUUUGUAUAUAAAUGUGUGCACGAAAGUCCAUAAGAAGUUUUUUACAUGUUUUUAGGGGACACCAGUGCCAGCCUCGACACACGUGCUUGUUUGUGCCAUUAGUAGCCAGAAUGUACAUAUCUGUGUUCGCAUAAACAUCGUCUGUGCAUGGCACUGUUGAGAUCCGCUAGGUCAAGCAGAGGCUGAUUUUUCUAUUUAUUUAUUGACUUUUAGACAUACGUACACUCACAUCUACAUGCAUACACGCACACACAUAGAGUAUGACAUUAUUUGAUGUCAUAUAUUCACCAGCGUUAAAAGCAUUUAUUAUAUAGCCUCUAAGCUUUAAUUGAGCCCACAAUGAUUGGCUCUCGAAAAGCAAGAUUUAGACCAUCAGAUUCAAGAUUACAGUUUUUAAUUUUGCUGGUGACAUGAACAAGAAGUCACCGGUGCAGAAAUAGUGUAUGCACUGAAUUAGACCAACAGUUUGCUACUCUAUUGCAGACUAUGCAGCAUACAAUUGUUACAUCCAUGCUCAUAUACUACUAAUGCUACACACACACACACACACAUAAAAUGUACUGUAUGACCAGUCUCACAGCAACAUUUACUGGAAAUACUUGAGUUAAUUUAUUUGUUUUAUUUCUCGUCUGCAGGUUUGGGUCCAUAUUUAUUGCAUGAAAGGCAAAGGGGUCAUUCCUUGGUUUGUAGCCGUGCCAUUCGUGUUUUCUGGCAUUACUCUGUGUAUGUUUACCAUCUAUAAAGGGGCAUUUAUUUAUUGUGUUUUACAGAUGCUUAACUUUACAAGUUUCAUGCAAAAAACCUGAAAAAAUCUGUUUUAUUUUAUACACGUAGUUUUAAUAUCCUCAAUAUCUUCAAUUUGGAAGAUUCGAUUUUUGUACCGCUCUAAAUUAGGUUUUAUUUCUCUUUUAACCCUUUAACCUCAAUUAUCUGCGUAACUUUGGAUUCAACACAAGGCAAAUUAUUUUUUAAUGGCGUUUUGUUUGCUCAAAGGCUUUGUCGGUCAUCUUCCACCUCUGCAGACCUGAUGUUGUUUUUCAUCAGAUGUGACAGAGGAAUAUUACACAAUGAAGACAAAUGUCAUGUCAUCAUAAUGCUAGUACUGCUCACUAAAGCCAAACUGAUGUCGUAAAUAUUUAUUGAAGUGACUCCACAAAUGGUUUUAUCUUAGCUUAUGUUAAUAGUUAGUAAUUAAAUAAACUGAAUGCAGAAUGGCCCCAAGUCUUAAGUUUAGUUGCAUAAAGACUUCAGGUUUGACUAAGCUAAACUAAACCUGAACAAGAGUCAAAGGCCCUGUCCCAAAUGGCGCACUUCAUGUGGACUUUCGGUUUCCUUGCCUUAAAUUGCGCCUGCUCGGUUAGUCUACGAGUCCGUAGGGUGUCCCAUCUGUCAUUUUUACGCCCUGAAGUGUGCUCAUCAGCGCCCCCUUUGCACCCUUGAUGCGGGCUUCACGCACUUUACCAACCAUGAAGUCCUUGCAAAAGAGAAAUCAGACGACGGAAGGGAGGAACUUCUCUUCCUAUUUCCGGCGUGAUGCUUGAGUCCGUCCCUAAAUACGACUACGGUGCGCCCUCGUAGACUCGCGUCAAGGGUCCCUAAGGUCCGCACUACAUGAUGUCAUCCAAGUCUGGAGUGUGCCAUUUGGGACAGGGCCUUCUACUUAUUCAUACCUACUGAGAAUGUGAUGUAGUGAAAGUAAAUCAGUUCUUAUCAGCAGAUUGCACUAUGAUGAUGUUGAUUCAAUGGACUGUAUUAUGAAACUGCACUUUUUGCACAAAUAGUUUUUUUUACCAUAAAAUGCGUUCGCAGGACAAACCAAGGAUGACUCCUCUGACCUUUCUUAAUGAAGUAACAAACAAAGUGUGGUAGAGUCACUGAUGCUAUCACAGUGUAGCUUUUAAACACCAUUGAGGCCCACUAUUCAUUUCCUAAUUGUAUCAUGUUUGGCAUUAUAUAGUUAUUUUAUAUUUAUUAUUUAUGUUGAUCUGUUUGAAAAUGUUACUAGAUAUUAUAUUUAAAUUAUUUUUUUUAUUAGUUCACAUAUCUUCACAUUACUCAACCACAGCACUCUGAUAGUCAACCUUUAGCAAAGGUAUUUGUGUAGAAUCAGUGCAUGUUAGUGUUGCUCAGAACAAACACCAACUUAUGUAUACUCUAUGCCAAAUUAACUGUUUUGGGACCUCAGGUGUCACACAUAAUGGUCCUCUUAUGUCAGUGGCUUUAAAUACAGACUGCUGUCACAUAUGUUUUUGGUAUUGACUUUUAACACAGUCCCUCAGAACAAGGCACAGCAACCCCAACCCCUUUUAUGUUAUCGGAUUAAAUAACAAACAUUAGACUUUAAAUGAAGUGGUGCAUGAUAAAACAAAGAUAAAUUGAUCACCGUUAAAUGCAACAUAUACGAUUUGCAUAUUAAUGAUGCUUGCGCAAUGCAACCACUGACAUAUGUGGUUAACUGACAUUAAAUAUAUUUGUCUAAUAAUGAACGGGAAUGAAGUAAGACAGCAGCCUAGAGGCAAUACAACCAUAUCAAAUAAUGAACUGCACUGUACCAAAAGGGCUUUGGAUCAAAGUAAGAACCAGUUUAAAAGUAAAAGUCUAUAUAGGUAAUGCAGCAUAUACAGACGUUUUUAUAUACACACACUAAUAUAUAAAGCAACAAUGUUAUACGAAAAUAUAUGUUAAUGGGUUCUCACUUAAUUUGAAUUGUCCAGUUUUAUUUCAAAGAGACAGUAGAGAUUGAUCCUUUAACUAUUCUGUAUUUGCAAAAUGACCAUGUCACGUUAUGUAGAUACCAUCAUAGUAACAUGAUGUCUGUAAUGUACGUCAUUACCACCGUUUUUUAUUUUUUACAACUGACCGUUUAAAAGAGAUUAUAGUAUAGUUUGGUUGGCAUAAUCUCUUUUUUAACAUAAAAGUUUGGAGAGUUUGCAAUACAAAUGUUUUGGUUUGAGAUAAGGGGUCUUGAUAUGUUAAUACCUCUGAAACCAACUGGAUAACUAUGCAUAAUCCAAAUGUGUACAUAUAUAUACAGUACAUACACACCAACAUGUGAAUUCCAAAAAAAGAGAUGUUUUACCAGUUUUGAAAGGAAACAAUCUGCGUAUUCACACGAACACGUUUUGCUCAGAGUGACAUCUUUAUCAUGCCAUCCUGGGGUCUCUUCUUCUCAGGGUGCCCUGUCAGUGCUCACUUCUAUUAAGUGACCUCAACAACUGAUUUUGGGCCUGAUUUCUUUUUUAUUUAAUUAUGUGGUUUUUGCUCGUUCUGGUUUAAAAGACUGAAACAAUGAUGGUUUGACAGUUAUAUGUCUGUAAGGGCAAAGGUCACGAUGGCAACUCAAGUCAUCAGGCAUUUGGACCAUGCAUCCCAUUUGAUGCACAUUGCCUUUGUUGGGCCUUGAAUGUGUCCUUAAAUGCUGAUCAAGAAUGUGUUUCUUUUCGUAGUUGUUUAGUGAAGAACUGUGAGAAUGUGCAGUGCAUGUUAUACUUGAGAGGAAAUGGAUUGCAUCACAUACCGUGUUUUAGAUGAGGAACAAGGAUGUAACUUCUCAUGGAUGAUGUUCUCCUGUCUGUAUAUUCUAAUGUCCUGUGGUAAACAAAAUAAUGACAUGAUGUAUGAAACUAUAAUGACAUUUUUUUCUUAGUAUGCAGGUGCUGGAUAGCCUGUUCAUGAUCAUUUAAAACGACUCAUUGUUAGUUACAUUUGGCAUUAUUAUUAUAAUGAUGGAUAUAUUGUUAUUAUUACUAUUAUUAUUAUGAAAUGGGGCCGCUAUUAAUGAUAAUCUUAAUUUACGUACAAAGGCUGAGAAUACUAAUGCACAUAGGAUGACAGAAGGUAUCUGAAAGAUCUGUCCACUUUCUUUUGUUUUACAAUGCUUUCCGUUAAAUGUAAUUGCUUAGCGCCAUCUAGUGGUCAAGGUGCUGUAAUGGCGCUUGUAUGUUCAGUUUCUACACAGAAUAAAUUCAGUCACUUAGGUCACUUUCAAAACUCCACUAGCCAUUACUCUUUAUUUAUUGUUCGUUUUAUCACUUCUUAUUUACUACAAAAAUGUCUGUUAAUGGUUUUAUCUACAAGCUUGUAUGUCUGAUAUGGUUUAUUUUAUAGGCCUAAGUGUCUCUGUCUAUAUGUUUGUUCACAAUUACAUUUGUUCACAAUGACAGAUCUUCCAAACCCCACGGUCUCCUGCAGCUAAUGUGCAAUAAAUUGAGGUUUAUAUUUUUAAA
Misgurnus anguillicaudatus (oriental weatherfish) is the source of this 7255-nucleotide messenger RNA. RefSeq names its product progestin and adipoQ receptor family member IVa (gene paqr4a). NCBI's taxonomy places the organism in Eukaryota, Metazoa, Chordata, Actinopteri, Cypriniformes, Cobitidae. Gene Ontology annotation, cellular component: membrane. The record is from RefSeq and is a predicted model, not a curated record. Gene Ontology annotation, molecular function: signaling receptor activity.